ACUUCCAUGGAGUCUUGAGGUGGUAAACCAUCUUACUGGAUUGGAUUUGGCCUAAAGCUUCUGCUUAUCUGUAUUCAGAAAUGUUGCUGGCAUGCAGUCCCUGUAGGUUUCAAUGAAACACCACUUCUAGUGGACAUCAGUGGCCCGUUUUGGAGUUAUCUAUGGAGAAUGGCUGAGCAGAAUCAUGCAAGAAGGCUUCUCCUUUGUGUGAAUUCAUAUCUUCGGAAAUCAAUGCAUAUGAUAGGUUAGAUGUAAUUUGGGUAGCCGUAUUAUAGUAAAAUAAUAAUGAUGACUUAAUUCAAAGAUGUCUAUGGAGAUCUUGUCAGAUGGUGGUGGCCCUCUAGUUUGGCAAAGCUGGGUUGACGUCUAUUCCUUUAGUUGAGGAAAUUAUGGAUGAAAACCGGUGAUGCUGAAAUCAUUGGUGAAACUGGACUUCACCUUCUUGUGUCUGACUAUCCAUCUCUCUUAGAAACCAGAUGACGUUUGCAGAAACACCAGGAAGCACUUUCUAAAAGACAGAAGACAAGAGGAGAACCUUGGCUAAGUGACUAUAAAUUUGUAAUCCAGUGAUCUGGCACAGAACUGUAAGAAGAGAACCACCUCCAAGAGCUCCUCCAAUUAUGACACCAGGCACCCUGGAUCCAGCAUAGGACUAUAUAAAAAGCUUUAGUUCAGGUGACUAUCUCACUUUUCAACCUGGAUUUUCCUCUCUGUGUCUCUGCUCCCUUUCCCUUAGAAAUGAAGUGGGCUCUAAUUUUUUGCCUUUUCUGCAUGCUUGCCUUGGAUUUGUCCUAUUGUGCACCUGCAAGGCGCUUGGAAAAGGAUGGAGAUACUCCAAAGGAUAUUGCCGCUGCUGCCCUUAAAAAGGCGAAGAAGAAAGUGGCUAAAGCACCAUCUAAACUGGCCUCAGAAGAAAGCGAAGAAGAGAGUGAAGAACUUCCUGCACAAGAAUCGCCUUUCAAAAGUGGAAACCGCAACAUUGGAACAGGAACCAACUUUGGAAAAUUUGGUUUGGGUCGCAAAGAUAAUGACAAAAAUGGAGACAAGAAAAACAAGGAAUCUAAACACCAGAAAAACAAAGACAGAAGCGAGGAGAAGAAAGGAAAGCUGGCAGGAAAGGUAAAUACCAAGGAAUCUGAAAGCAAAGAGAACAAAAAAAGGAAAGAGAGCAAAGAAAAGAAACAUGGUAAAAAGCCUCCAGGUAUCAUAGUGUCUGCAUCAAGCCAAUUAGAAUAUAGUAAUGAAUUCAUUUCGGGACAUAGGUGA
Xenopus laevis (African clawed frog) is the source of this 1266-nucleotide messenger RNA. RefSeq names its product Frog oviduct specific protein-1B S homeolog (gene fosp1b.S). NCBI's taxonomy places the organism in Eukaryota, Metazoa, Chordata, Amphibia, Anura, Pipidae. The transcript has 14 exons. The record is from RefSeq and is a predicted model, not a curated record. Bases 739 to 1266 code for a protein of 175 amino acids.